Molecule: messenger RNA, 1394 nt
Organism: Nymphaea colorata (pocket water lily)
Lineage: Eukaryota; Viridiplantae; Streptophyta; Magnoliopsida; Nymphaeales; Nymphaeaceae
Product: aspartic proteinase CDR1-like
Exons: 1
Coding region: 1-1359 (452 amino acids)
Biological process (GO): proteolysis
Cellular component (GO): extracellular region
Molecular function (GO): aspartic-type endopeptidase activity
Source: RefSeq, a predicted model, not a curated record
AUGGCCCCCUUCUUCGCCACCUUCAUCACCCUUCUCAGCCUUCUGCAAAUUUUCACCACCACCAACUCUGCUAGAGUUGGGAUAGUCGCCCCGAAGCGCCAUGGCUUCUCCUUGGACCUCGUUCACCGCGACUCACCUGCCUCUCCUCUGUACGACCCUACCUUCACUCUCACCGACCGCGCCGUGGAGGCCGCGCGGCGGUCCAUUUGGCGCUCCCGCCACUUCGCCUCUAGAUUUUCCGGCGGCGUGAGCACCAAAAUCUACAGCCCCAUGAAAUCCGGCAGCGGCGAGUUUCUCAUGAAGCUCGCUCUCGGCACGCCAGCCCGGUUACAUUGGGCUAUCGCCGACACCGGAAGCGACCUCAUCUGGACUCAGUGCCUCCCCUGCGAGUCCUGCACCGGCCGGAAGAUGUCCAUGUUCGAUCCCCACAAGUCUUCCACAUACAAGACCCAGAGCUGCUCCACCUCUUUCUGCGACGACUUGCCGACCGAAGGAAAAUACUGCAACAACGAUCGCCUAUGUGGAUUCCAUUAUGUUUAUGGUGACAAGUCCUACGCCGACGGCGUCCUCUCCAAGGAUACGCUCACCUUCGACACCGGCGUUCAUGGCACCAUCAAGUUUCCGUCGACCACCUUCGGCUGUGUUCACGAUGAAGCCGGCAACGUCGCCACGGCCGAAGUUUCCGGUCUUGUCGGCCUCGGUGGUGGCCCUCUGUCCCUCAUCUCCCAGAUCAGUUCUGCCAUUGAUAACAAAUUCGCUUACUGCCUCAUCUCGUAUUACGAUACCAACUCGACUGGACAGCUGAAGUUCGGAGCCGGAGCCGAGUUUUCCGGUACCGGAACGGUUCAGCAGACGGAGAUGGCGCAAGGUAGCGACCAGGGCACCUUCUACGUGCUCACCCUCGAUGACGUAAGCGUGGGAGGCAAGAAACUCAACGUGAAGUUUGAUGCCGCGAGGCCGACGGCGCUCGGGGAUGCGAAGUCGAUCAUCAUAGACUCGGGCACCACUCUGACGCUGCUGAGCAACGAGGCGUACAAUCCGGUGGAGAGUGCGGUGGCCAGCGCCGUGGAGUUCGAGAAGGUCGAACCGGUGGAGGGCUUCAGCCUGUGUUACCACGUCAAGUCGUUCGACCUCCAGGGUUUCCCGUCUGUGACGUUCCAUUUUGCCGGUGCCGACUGGGAACUGCCGCCGGAAAACGCCUUCCUGCCGGUGGCGGAGGGAGUCGUGUGCUUGGCUAUUGUACCAUCGAACAUGGGAAUUGCGAUCUUCGGGAACGUGGCUCAGCAGAACUUCCAUGUUGAGUAUGACCUGGGGAAGGGCGUGCUCUCUUUUGUUCCUACUGAUUGUACCCGGCUUUAGGGACGCUGUGUUCCUUCUUUUCUAGCUAUUAAGCU